Messenger RNA from Prunus avium (sweet cherry), 2185 nucleotides. Its product is annotated as Kelch repeat-containing F-box family protein. Gene Ontology annotation, molecular function: protein binding. The record is from RefSeq and is a predicted model, not a curated record. Lineage: Eukaryota; Viridiplantae; Streptophyta; Magnoliopsida; Rosales; Rosaceae.
UUUCCAAAAUGAAAAUUUACCAUCUUCUUCUAAAUCAACAAUGAAAAGAAAGAAAAGGAAAAAAGAAACAGAAACUCAUUUACCUUUCCUUUGCCAUGAACAAUCUGAACAAAUCAAACCAACCCAGUUUUGGAGCUCUCUACCCUCUGCCCAAUAAUACCUCACUUACCCAAGAAUCACAGCCAUAAAUCCCCAACAACCUACUACAAGAAGACAAACAUAGCUUUUUCAAUGGCAGAAACCAGUACUAGCAGUAGCAACAGUUUCAAUAACACCAAUGGGGGCUCACCACUUUCCAACAUAGCCCAAGACCACCUCGUUACAAUCUUGUUGCUUCUUCCUGUAGAUUCAAUUCUUUGCUUUGCCAUGGCCUGCAAGAAGUUUAGAGCUUUGACAGCCUCUGACACUCUGUGGGAGUCCAUAUGCAGAAGGGACUGGGGUCCCAAAUCAGUUGAGGCCCUCAAGGCUUCAAAUUUUCAUCAUCAGCUGCCUUGGAUGAGGCUCUACAAGCAAGUCUCUCGCUUGGACUCUGUUUAUUGCCAUAAAUUGCCUAACCCAGAAGGGGAAUUGGUGUUUCCAAGUCCCAGGGCCUCUCAUUCUCUCAAUUUCGUGUCUGAUUGCUUGGUUUUGUUUGGUGGUGGCAGUGAGGGAGGACGCCAUCUAGAUGACACAUGGGUGGCAUGCAUUGGUAACGAUUUUCGGAGAAUGUUGAAGUGGCAGAAGAUCAAUUCAGGCAUUCCAAGUGGCAGAUUUGGGCAUUCAUGUGUUGUUAUUGAUGAUUUUCUUGUUCUAUUUGGAGGAAUAAAUGACAAUGGAAUCCGUCACAACGAUACAUGGGUGGGGAAAGUAGCAUGCCAUGAGACCCUUGGUAUCACACUGUCAUGGAGGCUGCUUGUCGUGGGGCCCGAUGCACCUUCGCAGCGCGGGGCUCAUGCUGCAUGCUGCAUUGAUGGCAGAAAGAUGGUUAUCCAUGGAGGAAUUGGGCUGCAUGGUGUCAGGUUGGGUGAUACAUGGGUGUUGGAACUCUCUGAAAACUUUCGAUUUGGAACUUGGUAUGAAAUUGUGGCUCAUCCAUGUCCGCCAGCUCGCUCAGGACACACAUUGACUUGCAUUCGGGGAACCCGAACAGUUUUAUUUGGAGGGAGAGGAUUGGGCUAUGAUGUGCUUCAUGAUGUCUGGUUCUUGGAUAUUCAUGAAGGCCAGCCUAAAUGGGUACAAAUACUCUAUGAAUUACAAAAUGUUCCUGGAGGAGUUUCCCUCCCGAGAGUUGGUCACUCAGCUACCCUCAUCUUAGGAGGCCAUUUGCUGAUUGGUGGGGGAGAGGACUCGUACAGACACCGGAAGAAUGACUUCUGGGUUUUAGACAUAAGUGCAGUUCCAUCCAUUACAAUGCAGCCAACUACACUCAACUCUGUGCAGUUAUUGGCAAAAAUGUGGAAAAGGUUGAAGGCAAACGGUUACAAACCCAAAUGCCGGUCAUUCCAUCGUGCCUGCACAGAUAACUCCGGGCGUUACUUGUUUGUGUUUGGUGGAAUGGUGGAUGGCGUACUUCAGCCUGCUGACCCUGCUGGGCUGAGGUUUGAUGGAGAGCUCGUCCUUGUGGAGCUUGUGCUCCAGCUGUAAGGAGGAAUGAAUAUAUCAUUGGUACAAAAGAUGAAGAUGCUUUAAUUAUAGAAAGGAAAGGAGACUUUUUUCGACUGGUGAGUUGGUCACUAACGCGUUCACAUAGCCAGCCUUUGUUGCUGCUGAAGCUGAUGGCUACUUUAGGAAGCCCCCAACAAUCGAAAACUUGCAAUCAUAUUUGAUCACGUUCUCCAAUCUAUGUAAACAGUUGAGGUACGUGCAUACGUACAAACAAAGCCUCCUUUCCAAAAGCAUCGUCAUCAUUUGGUUAGUUACUUGCCAUUCCAGUACACCAUGUCUUGUACAUAGUAGCUCAUAACUUGCUCUGUACGUCUCUUUUGAAUUGAGAUUAUCUCUUCUACGAGAAAAGACAAGAAAGAAAAAAAAAAAUUAGAAUUGAGAUUCUCUGACUAAAUGGAUUUUCAUGCGUUGUUAUUAUCCAUGGGGUUUGGAGAGCUUAUUUCUAACUACAUUUGCAUUUCGAGUCGAUUCUGCAUCGUUCUAGUCAAUGAGGAAUCUGCAUCAUAUAUGUUAAUGAGAAAAAUGGCAAUGCCCCAAUCCA